Molecule: messenger RNA, 954 nt
Organism: Didymodactylos carnosus
Lineage: Eukaryota; Metazoa; Rotifera; Eurotatoria; Philodinida; Philodinidae
Source: the annotation of a GenBank genome assembly
AUGCCUGACUCAAACGAUAUUCUCGUGAAUGAACAAACCGAAAUACAUUCGCAUCAACGAAAUGAUACUGUACGCACAAUGUUAUUCAAUUCUACGGAGUUUUAUGAUGAACUUAAUCGGAUUAUAACGGACAAAGAAAUACCAUCAUUAGAAGAGUUAUCUCGGUUACUUCUGCCUCUAACUAAACUUGAUAUGACACCGUGUAAAGAUCGUGUUAUACCAAUCAAUGAUAUCCGUGGUAUUGAUUCUGUCAACUAUGUGAAAGCAGAAAAAUAUUUGAGAUUGAAAUUGGCGUCGUUGCAUCGUGUCAUUGAUUUAUAUGGGUGGUCUCAAGGAAUAUACAAUCAUAUAUCUCUUCGCAUCAGUCGAGAACGUGAAGAAUUCUUAAUUAAACCAAUGGGAUUAAUGUAUCAUGAAGUAUCUGGUGCCAGUUUAGUGAAAGUCGAUAGCGAAGGUAAUAUUAUUGAUGCUGGCAAUACGACAUUUAGAAUUAAUAGAACGGGUUUUACACUCUAUUCAUUUAUCCAUAAUAAACGUCCAGAUUUGACUUGUAUUAUUCAUCUGAACACGGCUUCAGUUGUCGCUGUUAGUGCAAUGAAAUGUGGCCUCUUGCCGAUAAGUCAAGAAUAUAUAAUUUGUGGUGCAAUAACAUCACAUGAAGUUCAUAUUGAUGAUACAAAUGAAAAUAAACUUUAUGUCGAUAAUUUGGAUUCAGCAUCAGAUGCAAAAGUAAUAAUCUUACGCAAUCACGGUAUUUUGGCAUGUGGGGCUACAGUUGAGGAAUCGUGGCAUUAUGCAUUUAAUGUUAUACUAGCUUGUGAAGCACAAAUUCGUGCCACAUCAGUUGGAAUUGAUAAUUUGUAUAUACCACACGAAGAUAUACAUAAACAAGGAUUUCGUACCGGUUAUGUUUAUAGAGAGCCAUUAAUUCGUUUUGUUGAUAGAAUCAACUAA